Messenger RNA from Python bivittatus (Burmese python), 2058 nucleotides. Lineage: Eukaryota; Metazoa; Chordata; Lepidosauria; Squamata; Pythonidae. The record is from RefSeq and is a predicted model, not a curated record.
AUGGCCCCAAAUGAGGUUCCUCAGUAUAUUGGGAUUAUCCGAUUGCUUCAGUUUUUUGGAUGGAAGUGGAUUGGGCUCUUUGCUGCUGAUACUGAGAGUGGAGAAAAUUUUUUGCAGAAAUUGCAGCCGCUGCUUUCCCAGCAGAGAAUCUGUUUAGCUUUCACACAAAGAUUUCCAAAACUGUUCCGUUUGGAUGACUUGGACAAAUUUAGUGAUAUAAUGUCCAACUUUUUUACCCAUUUCACAGACAUUAAAACAAAUGCAUAUAUCCUCUAUGGAGAAUCUUUGACACUUGCAUGGCUCACAGCUCUCAAAUUUCUAUGGGAUGCUGCAAAUAAGGGAAAUACAUCUUUAUGUAAGGUGUGGAUCACCACAACCCAAAUUGAUUUCAUGCUAACAGGAAACCAAAAGAAUUGGGAUCUCCAACUGUAUGAUGGGGCCAUUUCCUUUCAAAUCCAUUCAAGUGAAAAUCUGGAAUUCAAGGAAUUUCUUCAGUCCAUAAAACCAUAUUCAAAGCACAAAGAUAGAUUUCGAAACCAUUUUUGGGAGCAAGCAUUUGACUGCUUCUUUCCUAAUUCGGAAUGGUCACCAAUGGGCAGUCAAAAAUGCACUGGGGAAGAAGAACUGGGAAGCCUUCCUGAACCUCUGUUUCAAUUACAGAUGACAGGUCACAGCUACAGUAUCUAUAAUGGAAUUUAUGCUGUGGCUCAUUCUUUGCAUACCAUGCGAUUAAAGGGAUCCAAUCAGAGAAAAAUAGUGGCGGGUAAAAUGGCUGAAUCUCCAGAACUACAGCCUUUUAAGCUCCAUCCAUAUCUUCAAGGCAUUUCUUUCAACAAUUCAGCAGGAGAGAGGGUGUCCUUUAAUGAGAAGAAGGAAGUUGCAGGAGGAUUUGACAUCAUCAACUUGAUCACUUUUCCAAACAAGUCCAUCCGGACUGUCAAAGUUGGAAGGCUAGAUAUCAAAGCUUCUUAUGGAAAUGAACUGAUCAUUAAUGAAAAUCUAAUUGAAUGGCACAAAGGUUUUAAUCAGGUUCUGCCAGUUUCUCUGUGCAAUGAAUACUGUCACCCUGGAUUUUGGAAGAGAAAGUCUGAAAGGAAAACGUUCUGCUGCUAUGAUUGCAUUCCAUGUCCCCAGGGGAAGAUUUCAAGCAAGAUAGACACAGAAGAUUGUUUCAAAUGCCCUGAAGAUCAGUAUCCAAGCAAGGAGCAAGAUCGAUGCCUUAACAAAACAAUGAGUUUUCUCUCCUUUGAAGAACCUUUAGGGAUCACUCUGGCCUCAGCUGCUGUUGCCUUUUCCCUCAUGUCAACCAGUGUUCUUGGCAUUUUCCUUAAGCGUAGAGAUACUCCCAUCGUCAAGGCCAACAACCGGGACCUCACUUAUACUCUCCUCAUCACCCUUCUGCUCUGCUUCCUUUCUUCCUUGUUAUUCCUUGGUCAACCAGGGAAAGUAACCUGCCUUCUGCGGCAACCAGCAUUUGGCAUCAUCUUCUCAGCUGCUGUUUCUUGUGUGUUAGCUAAAACUAUUACUGUGGCUGUAGCUUUCAUGGCCACGAAGCCGGGUUCUACAAUGAGAAAAUGGGUAGGGAAAAAAAUGGCCCCUUCCAUUGUCCUUUCUGGUUCUUUUCUUCAAGCAGCUCUUUGCACCCUGUGGUUGGCAACCUUUCCUCCAUUCCCUGACUUAGACGUGCACUCCCUUAUGGAAACCAUGAUUUUGCAAUGCAAUGAAGGCUCCAUCUUCAUGUUCUAUUGUGUCCUGUGCUACCUGGGUUUCUUGGCUAUUGCCAGCUUCAUUGUGGCAUUCCUCACUCGAAAUUUACCUGACAGUUUUAAUGAAGCCAAGUUUAUUACUUUCAGCAUGUUGGCCUUCUGCAGUGUGUGGGUCUCCUUUGUUCCAACGUACCUGAGCACCAGAGGAAAAGCCAUGGUGGCUGUGGAGGUCUUCUCCAUCUUGACCUCUAGUGCUGCCUUACUGGGAUGUAUCUUUUUCCCAAAAUGCUUCAUCAUUGUGCUGAGGCCAGAACUAAAUAGCAGGCACCAACUAAUCAAACGAAGUAAUUAA